AUGAAUCGUUUGCGGAAAGUGUUUACACCUGAAGUGACCACUAGGAUGUAUGGUUUGACUCAUUUAGAGUUAGAUAGAGACUUGUGUAAUCUGACAGAGUCUAUAGGAAUGUAUGACACAAAAACAGCAUGGAUGAUGAUGUGUCCAAUAUUAUUGGUGCUUGGAACUGUCACCGGUGUCAUCAACCUGAUGGUCCUCACAAGGAGAAAAAUCCGAAAGAAUUCGUCCGCCAUGUUUUUUAUUGCUUUAGCUGUAGCGGAUCUGAUCGUACUCCAUACAGGUCUCACAAGGCAGUGGCUUAUAUACAGCUUCGAUUUAGAUAUUCGGAUGAAAAAUAACUUUUUGUGUAAAACGAACUAUUUCAUAGUGUAUCUGUCCCUCCAGAUGUCAUCGUGGACACUUGUGCUGAUUACCAUUGAACGGAUGAUCGUUGUUCAGUUCCCGUACAAGGCUAAAGUGUUGUGUACACGGACAAGGGCGCUAAGUGCUAUCCUGUUCAUCUUCCUUGUUCUUUUCCUGGUCAACAUGCACAGUCUUAUAGGUGGAGAUAUCACAACAACUACAAACAGCUUUAACUCGACAACCUAUGUUGUAUGUGGAGGCAUCACUGAGCACUACCACACAUUCCGACGAUACUAUUGGGGCUGGAUUGAUCUUCUCAUAUUCUGUGUUCUUCCAUCGUGCAUCAUAUUAGCUUUGAAUACGAUUAUCAUAGUUAAACUCACAAAACGCUAUAGGACCAGAAGGAAGACUCUUCCAGCACACAUUAUCCAUUCAAGUAGACGACAGAUGAGCUUUGAAAAUUUCACCAAGAGCUGGACAUCGACUAUAUCUCUCCUUAUUCUGCUAGACGCCUGGUUCAUUGUUUGUACCCUGCCUGUCUGUGUUGUGCUGGUGUUGUAUAACUGGUGUGCCUGGUUCCAGUCAGAGGACGAGAUCAAACUUGUAUGGGUGACUACAAAUAUCUUGAUGUACAGCAACAAUACCUUUAAUUUCUUUUUGUACUGCAUCAGCGGCUCUAAAUUUCGCGAGGAACUUAAAGAUAUUUUCUACCAAUGUUUUGGUUACAGAGCAGCUGUCAGUAGAACCGAUUACAGUGUACCGAAUCAACCAUUAAGAUUUUGAAAUAAGUUAUUUGUAUGUUGGGUGAAUUUCUAGCUUUCUGUAGUACUAGUAUUCAGUGACGUCACUAGUACCUUGCUGGGUUUUCCUGGUGUAAGGUGUAUAAGGCUGCAGGUACAAUGUAUUAUUAGAUGGGAUAUCUUAUGAAGUAUUUAAACAUAAUGCACGUAUUUAAAUAUUGUACCCAAUUAUCAGUGUUUCAUAACAGGUAUAAUUCCAGAUAGAUAGAUAGAAGGCAUGAUUAACCGAAUCGUGAAACCUAAUUCUACGGAUCCGAGAAAACCUUUAAAAUACUGCGGAAUCACACUACUUUCUACGCCAUAUACAAUUUACUGUGAUAUUUUGAAUUGUCGGCUUUCUUACUGUUUAGAAAACAACAAUUUGAUGACUGACGAACAGAAUGGUUUCCGGAGAAAACUUGGAUGCCAAGACCAUAUUUUCGCUCUAUGUUCAGUAAAUUUGCCAAACUUCCUACCUAUACCUAGCUGUUUAUAGACUUGAAAAGGGCGUUCAAUGCAGGUAAACGCAGCCUGCUAUGGAUUACACUUCAUAAUUUAGGAAUUAAAGGAAGAAUGUAUAAGCCAUACGCUCACAUUUGGUCUGCACGUCGUUGAUUAUUAUAUUUUGUGUAACAUGCCUAGAGGUUAUCGUAGUACAUUAGCAAAAUUAUGACUAGGUUGUCUCCCUUUACGUUUGAGACUGGUCGGUUUCACAAUAUACCAUUGGAAGCUUGAGGUACUAUCCCUUUUGUCCAAUCAUAACAUUUCCUCUGUGUCUGCCUACAUAAGAAAAUAUUAAAAGAGACCUAUACAAUAGGGCAACAGUAUGCAAUGAUAAUUUUAGUAACCUUAGCAGUCAUCAAAAGUUGUUUUUUUAUUUCUGAUACAAUGUAAUGACUUACUUGCAAAGCCGCUUAGUCUUAUUCUUAAGUAUAGACGUCAACAACAGUGACAAUGCUCAUAAACCGUCUGCGGCUGCGCAGUACAUCAGUUUUUAAUUUUUGAUUGAUAAAUUGAUUGAUUGAUUGAUUGAUUGAUUGAUUGAUUGAGUAAUAUAUAGGUAUAUAAACAAUUGUGUGAGGAGUGACAGUUUAUAUUUUGAAGGCUAACUCCAAGGCCCCAACCUUUGCAGUCUUCCAAUGUAUUCAUUUCUGUGGGAUUAAAAUGUUUCCUGUAAAA
This is a messenger RNA of Pecten maximus, 2300 nucleotides long. Its product is annotated as growth hormone secretagogue receptor type 1-like. The coding region runs from base 1 to 1125 and encodes 374 amino acids. The record is from RefSeq and is a predicted model, not a curated record. Gene Ontology annotation, cellular component: plasma membrane. The transcript has a single exon. Lineage: Eukaryota; Metazoa; Mollusca; Bivalvia; Pectinida; Pectinidae. Gene Ontology annotation, biological process: G protein-coupled receptor signaling pathway. Gene Ontology annotation, molecular function: G protein-coupled receptor activity.